AUACCGAGAAAAAAUCGAUACAAAUGGAAAAUCUAGGUAACAUUAAGAUACCACUGCCAAACGGUCAUUACAUGAAAAUUCCAUUAUCGUCAAUUAAUAUAUCCGAAGAAGUAAACAAAACUGCUAUUUGGAAGCAACUGAACGAUGCCAGACCUGAUGAAAAAUCUAAGAAAAAAAGUCCUAACCCUGUCAGCCGUUUUAAGAAGAAGAAGCUAAUAAUUAAGAAGGAAGAGAAAAAAGAAGAGAAAGGCAAACUGGAGAAACGAUUGUCCACGAUGAACGAAGAGGAUGAGGAUGAAGGGAUAACAAUAAAGCGCACAAGUUUAAAGGAAACGGGUAUUUAUAAAUAAAAUAGCAGUAUUAACUGUUACUGCAUGCACUUGUUGUGUGUUUUAUGUUUACCUAAAUAAGUUUCGUUGUAAUCGGCAAGAAAAAUGCUUUUGUUUUUGUGGGUGGUGUAAUCUAACCGAUUCAGUACGCAUCG
Agrilus planipennis (emerald ash borer) is the source of this 484-nucleotide messenger RNA. RefSeq lists its product as uncharacterized. The record is from RefSeq and is a predicted model, not a curated record. The transcript is spliced from 3 exons. The coding region runs from base 24 to 350 and encodes 108 amino acids. Lineage: Eukaryota; Metazoa; Arthropoda; Insecta; Coleoptera; Buprestidae.